CGCCGUGGUGUCCGCAGGUCGCCUAACGGCCGCAGCCUCGCUCGGACCCACGCACGGAGACGCGCACCCUCUCGGGGACCCAAACGCCGGUGUAGAGGCGCCUCCUCUCGCCGGGCGGCGCUGCUCAGGCCCACCCCUCUGCCCGCCCCGGGGUGGCGCGGGGAUCGCCGGCGCAGCCGCUCCGGCUCCGGCUCGCGCUGGACUGAGUGCGGGAUAUGCUGGGCAAGGAUUACAUGCUGGCCAUCAUUUUGGUCAACUGCGAUGAUGACUUAUGGGGAGACCAGAGUCUGGAAGGGGAACCAGGCCUGCCCCCUGGCUGGAGGAAGAUCCACGAUGCCGCAGGAACUUAUUAUUGGCACGUACCCAGCGGUAGCACGCAGUGGCAGCGUCCAACCUGGGAGCCAGGAGAUGCAGACGACCCAGGCAAGGAGACCGCUGGAGUUUGGGGACUGCGGCCCCCCAAAGGGAGAUCCUUCUCCAGCCUGGAGAGCUCACUGGACCAGAGUAACUCGCUGGCCUGGUAUGGUGAAGAAUCCUACAUCCAGAGCAUGGAGCCAGGGGCUAAGUGCUUUGCAGUCCAUUCUCUCGGCUGGGUAGAGGUACCCGAGGAGGCUCUCGCACCAGGGAAAAGCAGUAUCGCAGUCAAUAACUGCAUCCAGCAGUUGGCCCAAGCCCGCAACCGGAACCAUCCUCCAGAUGGUGCCUGGGGUGAGGGCCAAAACAUGCUGAUGAUCCUGAAGAAGGAUGCCAUGAGCCUGGUGAAUCCCUUGGACCACAGUCUGAUCCACUGCCAGCCUCUGGUGCACAUCCGUGUAUGGGGCGUGGGCAGCUCCAAGGGCCGUGAUAGGGACUUCGCUUUUGUGGCGGGUGACAAAGAUAGCUGUAUGCUCAAGUGCCAUGUGUUUCGCUGUGACGUCCCUGCCAAGGCCAUUGCCAGUGCCCUGCAUGGGCUCUGUGCCCAGAUCUUGUCUGAGCGAGUUGGGGUCAGUGGUGAGGCUCCUUGCUGCUCCCCGGAUCCCAUAACCUCUGAAGACCUGCCACGGCAAGUGGAGCUGCUGGAUGCCGUGAGCCAGGCUGCUCAGAAGUAUGAGGCGCUGUACAUGGGGAGCCUGCCAGUCACCAAAGCCAUGGGGAUGGAUGUGCUGAACGAGGCCAUCAGUAUCUUGACCGCCCGGGGCGACCAGGAUGCCUGGGUGCCCACCAUGCUCAGCGUGUCUGAUUCGCUCAUGACUGCACAUCCCAUUCAGGCAGAGGCUGGCGCCGAGGAGGAGGAGGAGCCACUGUGGCAGUGCCCUGUGCGCCUCAUGACCUUCAUUGGUGUUGGCCGUGACCCACACACCUUCGGCCUCAUCGCUGACCUGGGCCGCCAAAGCUUCCAGUGCGCGGCCUUCUGGUGCCAGCCCCAUGCUGGGGCACUCUCCGAAGCUGUACAGGCUGCCUGCAUGGUUCAGUACCAGAAGUGUCUUGUGGCCUCUGCAGCUCGGGGCAAGGCCUGGGGUGCCCAGGCCCGUGCCCGCCUUCGGCUCAAGCGGACCAGCUCCAUGGAUUCUUCAGGAGGUCUCCUGCCCCGCCCUCUGCUCAAAGGAGGUGCUGGGGGUGCAGGCGCAGCCCCUCGAAAACGGGGCGUCUUCUCUUUUCUUGAUGCCUUUCGGCUGAAACCCUCUCUGCUCCACAUGCCCUAAAUUUAUCUGGGAAGGCUGGGGAAGGAGGCUCUGGAGCCGUGCCCAGCUCUGUGUACCCCUUCCUUCCGUGGGGACCUGCAGCCUCUUAAACCCUUGGAACCUCUUUGCCUGCUCCUCUGGCCCUUGUCCACUCUCUAUUGCCCAAUUUCUAGGAACCACUGAGAGGCCCUGCACCACACUCCCUUUCCUGGGGUCCCUGUGUUCCUUGCCCCUGUCCAGCCCAGGACAGUUGGCUCUACCUCAGCAACACUUUAUAGCAAAACUAGUGCAAAUAAAACCCCUCAGUGACCUCA
Messenger RNA from Echinops telfairi (small Madagascar hedgehog), 1975 nucleotides. RefSeq names its product amyloid beta precursor protein binding family B member 3 (gene APBB3). The coding region runs from base 216 to 1682 and encodes 488 amino acids. The transcript is spliced from 13 exons. NCBI's taxonomy places the organism in Eukaryota, Metazoa, Chordata, Mammalia, Afrosoricida, Tenrecidae. Gene Ontology annotation, biological process: regulation of DNA-templated transcription. The record is from RefSeq and is a predicted model, not a curated record. Gene Ontology annotation, cellular component: nucleus; cytoplasm. Gene Ontology annotation, molecular function: amyloid-beta binding; transcription factor binding.